Hypanus sabinus (Atlantic stingray) is the source of this 7828-nucleotide messenger RNA. Its product is annotated as forkhead box protein I1-ema-like. The record is from RefSeq and is a predicted model, not a curated record. The transcript has 3 exons. Gene Ontology annotation, biological process: regulation of transcription by RNA polymerase II; anatomical structure morphogenesis; cell differentiation. Gene Ontology annotation, molecular function: RNA polymerase II cis-regulatory region sequence-specific DNA binding; DNA-binding transcription factor activity, RNA polymerase II-specific. The coding region runs from base 5791 to 6792 and encodes 333 amino acids. Lineage: Eukaryota; Metazoa; Chordata; Chondrichthyes; Myliobatiformes; Dasyatidae.
GGGAUGAGGGAUGGAUUAACCUAGAGUUGUAAGGGGAUAGGAACCAGAGUAUCAGAACAGAUAGUGGAUGGGGUGUGGAGACAGGUGUUGUUAAGACCUCAGACAAAGUCAGGACUCAAAGGGUUGAGCAUGAUGUGACUAAUAAUCCAAGCUGAAUGUUUUUAAUGCAAGAAAUAUUGUAGGAAAGUCAGGACACCCCGGGGCAUGGAUCAACUCAUUGAAUGACACUGUAGCAAUUAGUGAGACUUGGUUGCAGGAGGGGCAGGACUGGCAUCACAGUAUUCCAGGUUUCAUUGCUUCACACGCAGAAGGGUUUGAAGGAGGAGGAGUGGUAUAACAAUUUAGAUACUUACGGAGUAUAAGAAAUGCAAGAGAACAAAGAAAUCAGGAGGGCUAAUAGAAGACACAAAGGUAUGAGGUUUCGCUGGCAGACAAAGUGAAGGAAAAUCAUCAGGAAUUCUACAGAAAUUCUCACAAGGAGUUCCCUCAGAACCUGUGGGAGGCAAGUGCAGAAAUUACCAGGGCCUUAGCAGAGAUAUUUAGAUCAAGAUUAGUGACAGGUGGGGUACUGGAGGAUUGGAAGAAGUGAAUGUUAUUCCGUUGUUAAAGAAAGACAUUAAAAAUAAGAUAGGAAAUUUUAGGUUGGUGUGCCUGAAAUUAAUAGUGGAAAAGUUACUGGAAGGUAUUCUAAGGGACGAGAUAUAUAAAUAUUUGGAUAGACAUGGACUGAUUGGGGAUAGAAAGCAUGUCUUUUUGUGUAAUGCGCACAAAAUGCUGGAGGAACUCAGCAAGCCAGGCAAUAUCUACUUUAAAAUCUCUUACUAUCUUUUCUUUCAGUUAGUCCUGAUGAAGGGUCUCGGCCCAAAACGUCGACAGUGCUCCUAUAGAUCUAUAGAUCUCCCUAUAGAUGCUGCCUGGCCUGCUGUGUUCCACCAGCAUUCUGUGUGUGUUGCUUGAAUUUCCAGCAUCUGCAGAUUUCCUCGUGUUUGAUCUAUGGAAAAUGGUUUGGGCUGAGACCUUUCUUUUUGUGUAGUAUGUCGUGUCUAACUAGUCUCAUAGAGUUUCUUGAGGAAGUUCACAGGAAAGUUGAUGAAGGCAAGGCUGUGGAUGUUGUCUGCAUGGACUUUAGCAAAGAACUUAACGAGGUCCCCCAUGGGAGGCUGGUCAAGAAGGUUCAGUCACUUGAAAUUCAAGAUGAGGUAAUAAAUUGGAUUAGACAUUGGCUUUGUUGGAGAAGUCAGAGAGUGGUAGUAGAGGUUUGUCUCUAUGUCUGGAGGCCUGUGACUAAUGGUGUGCCACAGGGAUCAUUGUUGGGUCUGUUGUUGGUUGUUAUCAAUAUCAAUGAUCUGGAUGAUAGUUUGGAUUGAAUUGGUUAGGACUUUAGACUUAGAAGACUAAGAAGAUUGAGGGGAGACAUGAAAGGGAUGUACAAAAUCAAGAGGAGUAUAGAUAGGGUAAAUACAAAGAGGUUUUUUUCCAUUGAGGUUGUGUGAAACUACAAUUAGAGGUUAAGUGUUAAGGGUGAAAGGCGAAAAGUUAAAGGGGAAUAUGAGGGGAAACUUCUUCACUCAGAGGCUUGUGAGAGUGUGGAAUGAGCUACCAGCACCUGUGGUGCAGGUGAUCUUGAUGUCAACAUUUAGGAGAAGUUUGGAUAAGUACAUAAAGGGCUAUAAGGGCUAUAUUCCGGGUGCGGGUCAAUGGAACUGUGCAGCUUAAAUGGUUCAGCAUUCUGGAUGGGCCAAAGAGCCUGUUUCUGUGUUGUACUUUUCUGUGGCUCUAUGAUUCUAUUAGUUUCCAACAGACGCAGACAUGGGCAAGGGAAAUCCAAUGGGAGAACAGUGCUGGGAAUAAUGGGUCCAAAGUCAUCAAUUCCUUUCAGAGCUAUCUACUUUCACUACAUGGCCUUUGUAUUAUCCUAAAGCAUUAUUUUCCAAAAGAAUUUAGUCCAAUUUGUAGGUUUAUGAACCAACAUUACAUCCUUACUCCAACUUACUGAGGUGUUAGUUUUUCAGUCUGACCUCAUGGUACAUGUACCUUGAAUAAUCAAUGUACUUUGAAUAUACACUUGAUGUAUGUAUGAAAUGAUCUGUAUGGAUGGCAUGAAAACCAAGCUUUUCACUGUACCCUGGUACAUUUGACAAUCAUAAAUGAGCAAGAGUAAUAGCAAUUCCACCUUCUGUUUCAUAAUGAGGGGGAGUUGGGAGGCAAGUAUUAGGUAAACCACCACCCCCUCCAUAGUCCGCUGUGAUCCAAUCCAAUUCUACACAAUGUGCGAGGUUACAUUAAAUAAUUUUACUGAUAUUUGCAGAAUUUAUGUAACUGAUAGGGUUGUGUUCCAAUUUUUAUUGGUAUCAGUCAGUUUGGAUUCCACCUGGGAAGUGGAUCAGGAGAAGUUGGUAUGAAAAGCUAGCAUUGACAGAGCCAGUCGGGCCGAAUAGCCUCUGAUGGUCCUAUUGUUCAUGGGACUUGGUUCAGGGGAUUGGGACACUUCAGAGUCAGCAGGUGGUGUAAGGGAUAAGUAGGGAUGAUACUGUGAGGGACAUUGUGGCCAGAAGUCCUUUGGACUUUGACUGUGGGUGUACAAUCUUGUUGCUCAGUUCAAAGCCAGCUUGAGUGUGGAGCCCCAAAUCUGCAUGCUCACAACAUAUCUUUAUUUCAGACCCUGCGAGCUGUCUGCUGAUACGCACUACUUUCCCAUCGAGCAUUCUGAAACAUAAAACCAGAAAUGCCAAACAGACAUGAGACUUACGGAAGUGGUGCAGAGUGGGUAGUGCUGCUUCUGCACAACUCCAAUUACCCAGGUGCAAUCCUAACUUGUCUGUGGGCAGUUUGCACAUUCUCUCAGUAACUUCAGAGCAGGUUGCCUCCAGGUGUUCCUGUACCCCCCCCCCCCCCCCACCCCCACUCACCCCAAGUCCAAAACAGUCACAGGCUGGUAUGUUAAUUGGGCUUUGUAAAUUACCCCUAGCAUGUGGGUGAGUGGUGAAAUCUGGGGGAGUUGAUAAGAAUGUGGGAAGGGUAAAUGGGAUGAGUGUGAAUGAGAUUUUAAUGGUCAGCACAUGCAAACUGGGCAGGAGAGCUUACUUCAGUGCUUGCAUAACCAUUAUGCCUAAAUGUUUGUAGAUGUGGUAAAGUCUGUAGUGGCAGAGAACAGCCACUAGAGGGCAGUUCAUCACACAGGAUUUGGGAAUUGAUCGGCUCGCUGCUGAAAUGAGAACGUGUAUUUGCCAGCCUUCUCAGGUAACACGAAUGUUUUGGGUAAGGAGAUCUAUCACCGAAGAAUUCCAAAAAAAUUUCCAUUGCAUCCCCCUUCUGACGGUGAGAGGGCAGUACUGUAGAGGCAAAUGGCCUCUCCAUCCUGUUUCCUGGGUGACCACUCCAAAAAUAGGUAAAUCAACUAGGAUGAGGUGUGCAAAACAAGGGGAAGCUGGCAGCCAGCUAUACUCUGGAUUUCUCUGAAAGGAGGGUGGAAGCAAAGUCUUUCAGACUCAAGAAGCAACUGGAUGAGCACUUGAAUCUCCAAGGCAUAGAAGAGUUGGUUAAUGGAGUAAGGAUGGAUAGAUUCUCUGUAUACCCAUGACUGUGUCACCACCCACAGCUCCAAUCUGCUAAUUAAAUUUGUUGACGACUCUACACUGAUUGGCCUAACCUCAAGUAAUAAUGAGGCAGCCUACAGGGAAGAAGUCAUCACCCUGACACAGUGGUGUCAAGAAAACAACCUCUCCCUCAAUGUCACAAAAAUAUAGGAGCUGGUAGUGGACUACAGGAAGAAUGGAGACGGGCUAACCCCUAUCGACAUCAAUCGAUCUGGGGUUGAGAGGGUGAACAUGUUUAAGUUCCUCAGCAUAAACAUCACCGAGGAUCUCAUGUGGUCUGUACACAUCAGUUGUGUGGUGAAAAAGGCACAACAGCACCUCGUUCACCUCAGACAGUUGAAGAAAUUUGGUAUGGGCACCCUCCCCCCACCCCCAGAUUCUAAGAACUUUCUACAGGGGCACAAUUGAGAGCAUCCUGACUGGCUGCAUCACUGCCUGGUAUGGGAACUAUACUUCCUUCAAUCACAGGACUCGGCAGAGGGUGGUGCGGACAGCCCAGCGCAUCUGUACAUGUGAACUUCCCACUAUUCAGGACAUUUACAAAGACAGGUGUGUAGAAAGGAUCAUCGGAGACUCAAGUCACCCCAACCACAAACUGUUCCAACUGCUACCAUCCGGGAAACGGUAUCGCAGGAUAAAAGCCAGGACCAACAGGCUCCAGGACAGCUUCUUCCACUAGGCCAUCAGACUGAUUAAUUCAUGAUGACACAAUUGUAUUUCUAUGUUAUAUCGACUAUCCUGUUGUACAUAAUAUUUAUUAGAAAUUGCUAUAAUUGCACAUUGUAUAUUUGAAUGGUAAUGUAAAGAUUUUACUCUUUGUAUAUGAAAGAUGUAAGUAAUAAAGUCAAUUUGAUACUUAAUAAUCAAUAUUGACAUGGACAGAAGGGCAAUUGCAUAUCACUAACUGCAAAAGGAAACAGUGGCCGAGUGGUGGGGCAAGAGGGAACUCUGAACAGAUUAGGAUUGAGAGGAUUAAGAGCUGUAAAAUAGGUGACUAACAGAAGAAAACUAGCUGUCACUUAAUGUGCUGCCUGCUCAUGCCGCAAAGAAUUGUGUUGAAAGAUGGCUGAGGGGAAGGACCAAGGGCCAAGAGCACUGGUGACUUCAGUCAACAUCCAGUGCGUUCUUGAUCACUGAAAUCCAUCCUCAAUCAGGCAAGAUGGUUGCUGGACAUCAAAGCAUUUUUAAUUAAGUUUCAGAUUGCGGGCAUUGCUGACAAGGGUGGCAGUUAUUACCCAUCUCAGAUUGGCUACAGGUGAAAGUAGGAAUCUUAACUCCUUGGCAAUGUCCCAGGUUAGUAGCAUUGUUUCCAGAAAAGAACACAAUGAUCUUACCCAAAUUCCUCUGCAAAUUAGAGGUCAUAUAUAUACAUCAAGGUCAAAUCAAGCACUAUUCAAAUCAGGAAAUUUACAGUCAAGUUUUCUGAAUUAUGCAAAUUCACCGAGUUAUUAUUCUAAUCUCACGGAAAGGCUAAUUAUCAUGAGAUUUAGCAGAUUGGUGCAAAUAAUCUCCCAAGCACAUAAAUAUUUUUGUUCCUCAAUGUUGUUCAAUCUUGCAAUAAACUUAAUGAUAUGAAUUGCCCCUCUAGUUGUUUGCAGACUUGAAUUCCUUUUAAAAUAAUAUUAGGAAUGAAAAGUUUUCAGCAGCAAAAAUUGCAAUGAACCUGUCAGAUAAUGCAAAAACCCAAGUGGUUCCCUCACAUAACUGGAGGUCAUGUGGUUCCAUUCCCGCACCUGACUGGCUGACCCUGAAGGGCAUUUGUCAUUAGGGUCUUCCCUGGCAACGUCAUUUGUCUCUCAUUGCGCCAACCUGGGAAGCUUGUUAGCAGGUAAAGCUUACCUACCUCUUGUCUUUCUGCAAAAAUUUUCAUCUAACGUCAGCUAAUGGAGUUGCAGCCUUAUUAUUCUAAUGGUCCAGGUUCAAUUCUUCCAGUAAGAUGACAGUGAUGAGUCACAACAGCUUCGAUGCGGUCAACCAAAGUUACUAUCUUUUUUAAUUGUAUUUUUUACCAUUGCAUGAUCCUGCUGGACGUUAAGAACUUAAGGUACUGCAGGUCUACCCUAUCAGCCAGCUACUCAUUGGAGAAGAAACAGAAGGUGCCGGAGUCGGUGCAAAGACAGUGUGCAGACUAACAACACAGUCACCUCCUCGCUGUAGUCCCCAAUUCCCCAGCAUUGGUCAAGAGCCUCCAGAGAUGAACAUCUUCUGUGAGAACUUCUUCCAUCAACAGAAUGCGCAGAGACCAUCUAACUAUGACAUUGAUGACUACAGCUCAAGUGCCAACCCGUACCUCUGGUUAAACGGGCCAUCCAUGAACUCUUCAUCGUACCUGCCGGGAUCGAACGCCAGCCCUUUCAUCCCCCAGUCUUAUGGGAUGCCGAGACAGUUCCUACCCAACAACACUGGUUUGGGAGGAUCUGACCUUGGGUGGCUAUCCAUUCCUAAUCAGGAAGAGCUUCUGAAACUGGUGAGACCGCCUUACUCUUACUCAGCUCUGAUCGCAAUGGCAAUCCAUGGUGCCCCAGACAAGAGACUGACCCUGAGUCAAAUCUAUCAGUACGUGGCUGACAACUUCCCAUUCUAUAACAAGAGUAAAGCUGGGUGGCAGAACUCCAUCAGACACAACCUUUCCCUCAAUGACUGUUUCAAGAAAGUCCCCAGAGAUGAAGAUGAUCCAGGUAAAGGAAAUUACUGGACAUUGGAUCCUAACUGUGAAAAAAUGUUCGACAACGGGAACUUUCGGCGCAAGAGGAAAAGAAAAUCAGAUCCCAACUCCAGUGCAGGCAAUAUCAGCACUGAAAAGUCUGAUGACAGCAGUCAAAAGCCACCUCAAAGCCCAGGGCUCAUGGACAUCCCCUCCACAAGGACAGGAAACUCACCUGAAAAGAAAUCUCCAACUUCAAUCUCCACUCCCUGCCUCAGCAACUUCAUUUCCAGUAUGUCAACCUAUAACAAUCCUAUAGGCGGGAGACAGGCUUCUCUUGGAUUGGUCAAUGACACGUCACAGAACAUGAUGGGGUUCAGCUCGUACUCACCUUCCAGUAACAUCCUGAGCCAGCCUGUGUCAGAAUGGUCCGAUCCAGGGCCAUCAAAUCGUUAUGGCUAUUCUUCCGUGCUUAACCAGUUCAACAACCAUUUCUACAACAGUAUCAAUGCAAACAGUUUGCUGUUCUCCAGAGAAGGGACAGAGGCAUGAAAAGGGAGAUUUGCUGAAUGAAGGAUCAACUGUAAAAUAAUAAAUAAUUGUAACACACUAGUCCAUUUGAUGCUAUGUAUGCAGCUUAUUUAUGAGGAAACAUUUCAAGGGCACUGUGUUCAAGUGCCUUGAGCAUAAAAGAAGAACAGUUGAAUUAAAGUAAUAAUUUCUAAGCCUGGGCACAUGGAUAUAAAGCACAGCAUCACAGAACCCAGUGUUGAGAUUGACUUAGUUUGCAUGAGUCCCAAAUUGUUGACGUUGACAGUUUUUGCUGUCUUAAUUGAUUUUCCCUUACCAAACCUGUUCCUCAUAGUGCCCAUAAGAUUCAAACCGAUCAGACCAAUAAGAGAGAAAUAGCCAUUCAAAUAGGCUUGAGUUUUCUAGCAUUGAAGAGGUAAAUUGCCUGGGGAGAAACAGCUUUCUCUGCUAUUCCUGAUGAGGCUGCAUCAGUAAAUAAGGAUGGUCAUACAGGGUAGGAAAUAUUGUAGAAAACUGGACCUGCAGGGAUACUCCAGUUAAGCCUCUUCAUUCCUAAACAUGGAAAGAAUAAAAUAAAAUUUGGUUUCUGAUGUGUUUGGGCUUUAUUAAUGGACUGGGAACAGACUUUGAUGUGAUGACCUUCAUUGUUUUAUCAUCAACCCCCAGGUUUACAAUGAAUGAGAAGAGUGGCAGGCACUUGUAAUAACACAAUACGGGUGAUCAGGGCAGGAGACAGGAUAACUGGUAAAGAUCCAACAAUUAUCAGCAAAUAUGCAUUUCAAUUCUAAUGUUGUUUGAUUAUUUAAAUGGGUUGAUUGUAGAUGGGGUGCAAUGCUCCAGUGAGUGUUUUAAGCUUUCAGUAAUGUGUUAAGUUUGUGUGAUUGUUAAAUUUCAUUCAGUUGUUACAAAUUUAUAUUAAUUGUCCACUAUUUUCAACAAAUGCUUAAUUGCAGUUUGUGAUUUGUAUUUUUUUCUUAUGUCCAAUUUUGUGCUUUGUAAAAUUUUACCUCAGAGGAUAAAGGGAACUAACUUACAAUAAAAUGUUUUAUAAAGGGUA